AUGUACAACCUGAAAUUGGAUAAAUUCCACGGUCACGAGGGGCACGAGGCCGCGGAGCGUUGGUUGGAGCAUAUUGAGAAGACUUUCCGAGUGUUGAACAACCAGGGGAAUCUCCCUGUGGAGAGAUGGGAGCUUCGUAGUUUGACUCCAGCCGAGAAGACGGACUGGAAUGUUUUCAUUAGGCUAUUUAAGAGGAGAUUUGUGCCCCCAGAGUAUAUUGAUCGCAAGAAACAGGAAUUCACUGAAUUGAAACAGCGGAAGAUGUCUGCGAAUGAGUAUUAUAGGAAGUUUACUGACUUGUCUCGUUACCACCCUGAGAUUGCUAGUAACCCAGCGGAGAUGCUUCGCCGUUUUUGCAUCGGCACUAAGAAGAAGUGGCGUUCGAUGUCGACCUCCACUCAUUGUGAUACAUACCAGGAGUUCUACGAGGUUUUGUUGAGAGUCGAGGACUCUGAGAAUAUGCCGAGUGAGAGUGAUGAAGAUGAAAAGGGUGGUAAUCAGAAGAAGGACGACAAAGUGCCACAGGUCAGGGACGGGGAGGUAGAUUUACUGGUGGUUUUCGGGGCCAGAGACAGGGGGACGGUGGUCAAGGUAGGGCCCCACUUUGCCGGAGGUGUAAUAAUCGGCACACUGGCGAGUGUAGGCGGGGCAGUAGUGGUUGUUUCACUUGCGGGCAGAUAG
Molecule: messenger RNA, 681 nt
Organism: Pyrus x bretschneideri (Chinese white pear)
Lineage: Eukaryota; Viridiplantae; Streptophyta; Magnoliopsida; Rosales; Rosaceae
Exons: 3
Coding region: 1-681 (226 amino acids)
Source: RefSeq, a predicted model, not a curated record